Messenger RNA from Solanum stenotomum, 306 nucleotides. RefSeq names its product CDGSH iron-sulfur domain-containing protein NEET-like. Lineage: Eukaryota; Viridiplantae; Streptophyta; Magnoliopsida; Solanales; Solanaceae. Gene Ontology annotation, cellular component: intracellular membrane-bounded organelle; mitochondrial outer membrane. Gene Ontology annotation, molecular function: 2 iron, 2 sulfur cluster binding. Gene Ontology annotation, biological process: regulation of autophagy. The record is from RefSeq and is a predicted model, not a curated record. The coding region runs from base 1 to 306 and encodes 101 amino acids. The transcript is spliced from 3 exons.
AUGGCGUCAAUUACCAGCUUAGUUGAAGAUGGGUUUUCAUGCGCGGGGUUCUCAUUAUCUUCAUUCACCGCGACGCGGCCAAGGCGUAUGGCGCCGGUGGUUCGUGCUGAAGCUAUUAAUCCAGAUAGUAAUAAGGAUGAACCAAAAUUGGUACUGCACACUGUUGAUGUCACUAAACUCUCUAAGCCUGUUACUUCUUACUGCAGGUGUUGGAAGUCUGGGAGUUUUCCUCAAUGUGAUGGAAGCCAUGUGAAGCACAAUGAGAUAACUGGAGAUAACGUUGGACCCCUUGAUUUGAAGAAGUAG